This is a messenger RNA of Prunus avium (sweet cherry), 1141 nucleotides long. Its product is annotated as tropinone reductase homolog At2g29290-like. Gene Ontology annotation, molecular function: oxidoreductase activity. NCBI's taxonomy places the organism in Eukaryota, Viridiplantae, Streptophyta, Magnoliopsida, Rosales, Rosaceae. The record is from RefSeq and is a predicted model, not a curated record.
AAACAUGUUGCUGCACCAUCAGCUGCCACGUACACCGCUUGUCGGACAAUUAAUACUAUAAAAACCUAUUAAUGGAUGUGUGUGUGUGUGAGAGAGAGAGAGACAGAGAGAGAGAGAGAAAUCAAAUAUGAGUAGCAGAGAGAAAAGAUGGUCUCUUCAGGGAUUGACUGCUCUUGUUACUGGUGGAACCAAAGGGAUUGGGUAUGCUAUAGUGGAAGAAUUGGCAGGGCUAGGUGCAACUAUUCAUACUUGUGCUCGGAAUGAAGUUGAGCUCAACGACUGCUUGAGGCAAUGGGGGAAGAAGGGUUUUCAAGUCACUGGUUCAGUGUGUGAUGUGGUGUCAAGAACCCAAAGAGAGGAGCUUAUAAACAAAGUCUCAUCAUUGUUUGAUGGAAAACUUAACAUCCUUAUAAACAAUGUGGGAACUAACAUAGCAAAACCGACAACGGAGUACACAGCUGAAGAUUACACAUUUCUUAUGAGUACCAAUCUUGAAUCUGCUUAUCACUUGUGCCAACUUGCACAUCCUUUGCUCAAAGCUUCAGGAGCCGGUAACAUUGUUUUUCUGUCUUCUGUUGCUGGUGUGGUUUCAGUGGAAGUUGGAUCUAUAUAUUCUGCCACUAAAGGAGCAAUGAAUCAAUUAGCCAAAAACUUGGCAUGUGAGUGGGCAAAAGAUAACAUAAGGACUAAUAGUGUUGCACCUUGGUUCACCAAAACUCCCCUCGCUGAACAUUUUCUCAGCCAAGAAGAAACUUUGAAGAUCAUCAACUCUCGAACACCGUUAGGACGCCCUGGAGAGCCAGAAGAGGUGUCAGCCUUGGUGGCAUUUCUAUGCCUCCCGGCAGCCUCUUACAUAACUGGCCAAACUAUUUGCGUCGACGGAGGGGUGACUGUGAAUGGCGUCCUCUUCCAAGGAGCAUGACUUGGAAAUGGUUCUCUUUAUGUAUACAUAUCUACUAGUAGGCAGACACUCGAGGUCAGAUAAAAACCAAACUGAUCCAUCUAAUAAAGUGAGUGUGUUGUAAUUUUAUGUAAAAAUGAGGAGGCAUCAAUGUUUUAAUAAAUGUGAUGAUAAGAUGAUGAAUGAUCACUUGGUACAGUGGGAGGAACUCAAUUUUUAUUUUUUUGUACGUUUUUUUAA